UCGUCAUGCAUUAGGUCAUUUUAUCUGAAAAUACAUUCUUAUGUGGCAUUCUUCCUGCAGGGAAUUCUGGAACCAAAGCUUCAAGCUCACUUGGGUUCCUUUGGUGCAGUAGGAAAUCUUGCGCUUCAACCAAUGUGUACCUUGUCUGGUGGUCAGAAAAGCAGAGUUGCAUUUGCCAAGAUAACUACUGUUACAAUAACUUUCAAGAAACCUCACAUAGUUUUGCUUGAUAAGCCAUCCAAUCAUCUGGAUUUGGAUGCGGUUGAGAUGCUCAUUCAAGGUCUGGUCUUGUUUCUAGGAUGGAUCAUUUCGCAGCUAAUAGCCCUUUUUUAG
This is a messenger RNA of Syzygium oleosum, 333 nucleotides long. Its product is annotated as ABC transporter F family member 3-like. The record is from RefSeq and is a predicted model, not a curated record. The annotation marks the transcript as partial. The transcript has 4 exons. NCBI's taxonomy places the organism in Eukaryota, Viridiplantae, Streptophyta, Magnoliopsida, Myrtales, Myrtaceae. Gene Ontology annotation, molecular function: ATP binding.